CACAUCCAAAUAGAAAUUUAUCGUGUUCGUUAGAGGUUGUUGCUUCUCCGCGCAAGAAGAAAAGAAUAAUAAAGAAAUCAAAUAAAUUUAACCCAUAGCAAACGCAAAAUUGAGCAACACUCGACAACAAAUGCAAUAGAAAACACGCUGGAUUAAAGUGUUUUGUUUUGUUGAUCAAAGUCAAAUUCAAAUGCAAAUGCAACAACAGGGCAAAAAGUGCGUGUAAAGUGGAAAAACAAAAAUUUAAAUAAACAAAAAAAAAUCAAAGUCAAACAAAACUCGCAGCUAAACCAAAACACAUCAAAGUUGAAUUUUGAAAGAAGUUAACUUCGAUUUAUUGAAACCUCGCAAGUAACCGGUAAAAGCCGUGUAAAAAGCCGCCAAAAUUCUACUCAAAGAGCGUAAAGCGAUCAUCUCAAAAAUGAAGUCCUUGACGGCCGUUUGCCAAACAGGUGCCUCGAUGCCGGCAAUGAAUCCUAAUGGCCGCAUCGCCCGCCAUCCACCGCAUCGCGGCGACGGCGAGAAUGCCGAAAUGAAGAUGUAUCUCUCGAAGCUGAAAGACCUGGUGCCGUUCAUGCCGAAGAACCGCAAACUCUCCAAACUGGAAAUCAUCCAGCACGUCAUCGACUACAUCUGCGAUCUGCAAACGGAGCUGGAAACCCAUCCGGAGAUCAAUAAUUUCGAUGCUGCUGCCGCUUUGAGUGGCGUCGCCGCAGCAGCAGCUGCCGGCGGCUCCGAAGAUGAGGAUGAGAGCGAUGAGAUGGAUCUCGACGCAGCCGAUGAUGUAUUGGCCCAGCGCCUGGCCGCCGAGCAGGAGCAGCUAGCCAAAAUCUCUAGUCCCGCUGCCGCCCGCCUGCCGCUCGCCGAUCGUCAGAGUCCCAACACAAUUCUGCCAACAGCCGCAGCCACAGCAACAACGCUGGCGUCCGCAACAGCGGCAGCACCGGCGCCCCAACAGCAGCAGCAGCAGCCGCUGCCCAACAGUUUAGCGACGCAAUUCAGCGGCGAAAAGGACAGCAGGCAAUCGUAAAGCAGCCGACAGCAGCAGAGGCCGCGGCAGCAGUAUCAACACCUACAACUAAUACUAAACAUUUAAAGCUAUAGAAAUCAUAUUAAUUAAUGUUAGUCGCAGUGUAGUACAGUCAGCUCCACUCAAAACUCAACUCCACUCAGAAACCAACUCGUGUGAAGAUCUCCACAAACAACAACAACAUACAACAAGCAAACAAUAACAAUAACAUCAAUGAAAAAUGAAUUAAUUAUAUCUACAAAUACAUAGACACUGCAGCCACACACCCUCAUCCCCACACAGACACAGGGCGUGUGGCUGUAAAAGCAUUUCACACCAAUACAUUGAAAGAGUUUAGCUAUAAAAACAAAACAAAACCUAAAUAGCAUUAAAAACAAAAUGUAAGCACUAAUACAUUAUUAUUAUUAACAUUUAACGUUUAACAUUUAACUAUUAGCAGCAGUUAAGAAGUAGAAGAAGAUGCAGACGUAGCAGACGAAUGAAGAAGAAGAAAAGAAAA
Molecule: messenger RNA, 1529 nt
Organism: Drosophila mojavensis
Lineage: Eukaryota; Metazoa; Arthropoda; Insecta; Diptera; Drosophilidae
Gene: emc
Product: protein extra-macrochaetae
Exons: 2
Coding region: 422-1030 (202 amino acids)
Biological process (GO): negative regulation of transcription by RNA polymerase II; circadian regulation of gene expression; cell differentiation
Cellular component (GO): nucleus; cytoplasm
Molecular function (GO): protein dimerization activity; transcription regulator activity
Source: RefSeq, a predicted model, not a curated record